Molecule: messenger RNA, 2400 nt
Organism: Gossypium raimondii (Peruvian cotton)
Lineage: Eukaryota; Viridiplantae; Streptophyta; Magnoliopsida; Malvales; Malvaceae
Product: protein LEO1 homolog
Exons: 12
Coding region: 138-2045 (635 amino acids)
Biological process (GO): transcription elongation by RNA polymerase II; positive regulation of transcription elongation by RNA polymerase II
Cellular component (GO): Cdc73/Paf1 complex; nucleus
Molecular function (GO): RNA polymerase II C-terminal domain phosphoserine binding
Source: RefSeq, a predicted model, not a curated record
GUACUACAAAAAUAAAACCAAAAAUAAAAAACGCAAAAAUUGAACAAAAAUAGUACUCUUAGUUCUUGCUUUCGAGCGUGAAAGAGCCAAGGAAUUCAUUCAAUCGAAGGGCGAGAGAGAAGGAGAAAAGAAGAGCGAUGGGAGAGGAGAAGCGACACGAGAUGAUGCAAAACCUCUUCGGCGAUCAGUCGGAGGAAGAUGAAGAGAUCGAUUCCGAACAUGAAUCAAAUCCCCAUCCUAAUUACGCUUCUGAUGAAGCUGAGGGUGCAAUGGAGCCUGAGGGUGAAGGCGAAGGUGAAGCUGAAGUGGAGGGACAUGGUGAGGCAGAAGUGGAGAGUGAUGGUGACCUACGAGAUUUAGAACCUGAUCCUGGAGAAAGUGAGGGUGAAAGAGUACAAAGCUCCCAAGAAGUGGAUAUUGGGGAUCAAAGGGAAGAAAGUGAGGCAAAAGAGACAGAUAGUGAUGAAAAAGAAGACUAUGGUCAGAGGGUAGUGACUAGCCGGAGAAGGGAAGUAAUUGAGAGUGGGUCAGAAAGGUCUGAGGAAAACCAUUAUCAUGAUAACGAAGAUGAAGAGGUUGAUCAAACUAGAAGCUUGAGUAAGUCACCAGAGGAGGAGAAGGAUCCAGCUCACCUUUCACAUUCAGCUGCUGAAAUUCGUGAUGUAUUUGGUGCUUCUGAUGAAGAAGAAGAAGAAGCAGAAUAUGCAGUUCGACAUGAUAUGGAGCAAGAGGAAAUUAGAUCUCCUAUGGAAGAGGAAGGGAGCUAUGGGAAGAGUCCAAGACUUGAAGAUAUGGUGCAUGAUGAAGAUGCUCGUUAUGAGUCAGAUGAUGAGCAUGUUGAGGUGAAACAAAAAGAGAAGCCAGUUGGUCCCCCGUUGGAGCUGGAGGUUCCAUUUCGUCCUGCUCCAGCUCAUCCAACCAAGAUGAACAUGAUCAAAGUUUCAAAUAUAAUGGGCAUUGACCCAAAACCAUUUGAUCCCAAGACAUAUGUUGAGGAGGAUACAUUUGUAACAGAUGAGUCUGGCUCAAAAAAACGUAUUAGGUUGGAGAACAAUAUUGUUCGUUGGAGGACCGUCAGAAAGAAAGAUGGCACAACUUCAUAUGAAAGCAAUGCUCGCUUUGUGAGAUGGUCAGAUGGUAGUUUACAGUUGUUAAUUGGCAAUGAAGUUCUUGACAUAUCUGUACAAGAGGCACAACAUGAUCAAUCACACCUUUUUCUCCGACAUGGGAAGGGAAUUCUUCAAUCUCAAGGAAGGAUUUUAAGUAAGAUGAGAUUUAUGCCCUCAUCAUUGUCAUCGAAUUCUCAUCGGCUGUUGACUGCUCUUGUUGAUUCACAUCAUAAAAAAGUCUAUAAGGUUAAGAAUUGCAUUACUGAUGUUGAUCCAGAAAGGGAGAAGGAGGAAAAGGAGAAGGCUGAGAAUCAAACAAUCAGAGCUAAUGUUCUUCUGAAUCGUAAGAGGGAAAAGGUGAACCGAAAGUAUACACAAACUGUAGAAAGAAAGCGUCAACUUUCAACUGGGUAUCUGGAGGGUGCUCUUGAUGAGGAUGAUGAAAUGGAUUAUAAUGAUUCUCGUCGCUCUCGCCGCCGCUUUGAGGAAGACUUGGAAGUAGAAGCUCGGGCAGAAAAACGCAUUAUGAAUGCCAAGAAGUCGCAGGGUUACAGGGAUGUCCCUCGCAAGUCAUCCGUAUCAGAUGUAAAAUCAUCUCGGCGGCCUAUUAGUUUCUCUGAAAGUGACAGAGAGGAGUCUGAGUAUGAAACUGAAGGGGAAGAAGAUGAGAGGUCUGCACACAAUAGGAUUGAGGACGAGGAGCCAGAAUAUGAAGAAUCGGAGGAAGAGGAAGAGGAAGAGCGCUAUGAAGAGGCAGAUGCGAACGCUAACAGAGCUUCAGAGGAGGAAGAGGAAGCUGAGGAGCCUAGGCAAAAAGUGAAGGAGUCUGUUGGCAGCAGUAAGCGCAAGGGAAUCGAGUCGGAUGAGGACUCACCUCCUAGAAAAGCUCCCACACAUCGUCGCAUGGCAGUUGUUUAUGAUAGUGAUGAGGAAUGAAACAAGAUUACAGGGGAAAUAAUCGUAUCCUCAAACAAUGAACUAUUGACACACAACUUUGGUGGCUGGAAAGGAUGUUGGAGCUGAGCUUGCUGCUUACUUCACUGAGUUAUAUAACACUGCUGGAGACAACUUAAGGUUUAAAUGUUAAUUGUUAUAUAUGACUUCCAAAUUAAGUUGAGCUCAGAAAAGUAAUUGCUCUAGAAUUUGAGGAAAAGAAUUGCAGGCAAGUUAUUAUUUUUCUGUCCCAUAAUGUGAAAACUUGGUGUUAUAGACUCUUACUACUAACAUGUUUGAGGUUUGCCUUAAACUAAACUUGAAGGUUGACAUAAUCUAAAGGCCCUUUCUGGAAGUA